CAGCAAAUUAGCCGGGCCUGAUAUAAAAGCAAAUUGGUUCACGCCAAACGACGACAGUCACCGCGGUUAGUGUACAGUGUGUGUAUCAAUUUGAAACCAAUUUCGGGGUUUCUCUGACGCGUUUCGUGCUUGGGUGCAUUUUUGUGGUUGCUGCUUUAAAUUUGGCGCGAUCGUCAUGAAAUCGUUUUUGGUUGUCCUAGCUUGCGUUGCUUGCGCAACGGCCUUCCCGGAGCCACCACGGGGUCACAUCGUUCUGCCGGCUAAGCAGCUCCAGCUGCCCGAACAUGAGUACGGUGCCCCGAAGCAGGAGUACGGCCCACCAAAGGCCGAAUACGGACCGCCUCCAGCACCCGAGUACGGACCCCCGGCUCCAGUCUACGGACCUCCUUCGCACGAAUACGGACCGCCACCAGUGCAGAAGCUGAUCACCAAGAACGUCUACGUCCACGUCCCACCAGAGGAGCAAACCGAGAUCAUCAAGAGCCCCGUCCUGGAAGCCCCCAUCCCCAAGAAGCACUACAAGAUCAUCUUCAUCAAGGCUCCGGCUCCUCCAGCACCAAUCCAGCAGACCAUCCCACCACAGCCCCAGGACGAACACAAGACUCUGGUCUACGUGCUGGUCAAGAAGCCAGAGGAUCCCGCCCCACUGGAACUUCCACAGGCUGAGCCAACUGAACCCAGCAAGCCCGAAGUCUACUUCAUCAAGUACAAGGCCAACGAGAAGAAGCCUGCCGAUACCUAUGGACCCCCAGCCAACACCUAUGGACCCCCAUCGGCCCCAACCGGACCAGCUCGCUACCAACAGUUCUAAGCUGCUCCCGUAGCUUCCCAAAACCCCAAGACCUCCACCCGAACCCCAAAUAAGGCUAUUGUUACUUGUUAUUGUUGUUUGUUAGAAUCAAUUGCUAGGUUAAGUUAGACUCAAUCGCCCGAGGUGAGAUCACUCCCUUCAAACCCCCUCCCGAACCCUCCCAUCAAACUGUAAAUAUGAUUCCACAAAUUCCCACACCUGUCCGUCAAACCCCUCCAAUACCCCAAUCAAGCACGUCCCAAUGUCCAAAUCCAGCACCAAUCCACUUCCUCGGAAAUCUCACCUCGUAUUUGCUAGCAUUUAUGAAGGAUAAAAUAAAAGCAAAAACGAAACCACACGUAGCUGUGUGCUAAGUGUGCCAAGCUUACACCUCUACGACGAAGGACCGCAGUUGGUUGGCAGUAUCGUGGAAGAGUUGUAGCCAGUCAGUGUAAGUGUUUGCCCAAACGCCUCCGACCAGUAGUUCCCAUUCCGCACCGGGCCGGGCAAUAAUCCGGUGAUUGUGUAAAUAUUGAUCCCCCCUUCCCCACCACUACUGCUGGGGGAGCUGGGGAAUCCCAGUCUAUCCCUCUCAACCCCGCAAACCAAAGCUCCUAAUCCCAACCCCCAAA
Molecule: messenger RNA, 1422 nt
Organism: Aedes albopictus (Asian tiger mosquito)
Lineage: Eukaryota; Metazoa; Arthropoda; Insecta; Diptera; Culicidae
Exons: 2
Coding region: 176-811 (211 amino acids)
Source: RefSeq, a predicted model, not a curated record